This is a messenger RNA of Schistocerca cancellata (South American locust), 1152 nucleotides long. Its product is annotated as leucine-rich repeat-containing protein 15-like. The transcript has 3 exons. The record is from RefSeq and is a predicted model, not a curated record. Bases 1 to 1152 code for a protein of 383 amino acids. Gene Ontology annotation, molecular function: protein binding. NCBI's taxonomy places the organism in Eukaryota, Metazoa, Arthropoda, Insecta, Orthoptera, Acrididae.
AUGAGUACACCGAGCGUGACCAUCCUGGAGCCGGGAGUCUUCCGAUUACUGCCCAAACUCCAGUACCUGUACAUGACGAGUGCCAUCCAGAGUCUGGACGAAAACCAGUUCGAGCUGUGCCCAGACCUGAGAACAGUGGUCGUAAACGCCAAGAUCCAGGAAAUACGGCCAGGAACUUUCAGACAGAACGAGGCACUCAGUUUCCUGAGCCUCUACAACAACAACUUCACGCACUUGCCAAAUGGUCUGCUCGCUGGCAACCCAGAAUUGCGUCACUUGUUCCUCAAUAGCAAUGGCAUACGGACCAUUUCUGGUGGGGCGUUCAGGAACGCUUCGAAACUCCAGGAGCUGAUGCUGUCUCGAAACCACCUGAGAUAUCUGGAACAGGGAACGUUGGACGACGCGGAGCUGCUCACCGAUUUCGACGCUUCGGAGAACGAAAUCACAUCUCUGCCCUCGACAAUCUUCGCCAGAACUGUGUCGCUGAGAAAAAUUGAUCUCCACUCGAACAACUUGACGUCUCUUCCAAAGGACAUAUUUGCAACUACUACCAGUCUCGUGGAUCUACUCCUGGCCUCCAACCAGCUGGAAACCCUGGAACCAGGCAUGUUCCGGCACACCCCCCUGCUGCACACAUUGGAUCUCAGAGAGAACAUCCUCAAGACCCUCCCUGGAGAUGCGUUUGCCGGGAUGCGGGGCUUGCGCUACCUGCGCCUGUCCCACAACCGGCUGGCCUCACUGCCAGCUGAUGUCUUCAAGGAGACCACUGGCUUGCUGACACUGGAGAUGUCAAACAACCUCCUCGAGGAGUUGCCAGAGCAGCUGCUGGCCAACUGCCCUGAGCUGUCGAUUCUGUUUUUGGGCCACAACCAGCUCAAGAGACUGCCUGGGCGACUCUUCAUCAACAGCACUGAUCUCUGGUGUGUCUGGCUAGAAGACAACAAUCUCUCGAGUCUACCUGCCGAGCUGUUUUCCGGGACGGCACCGCUGACGCAGAUGUCACUGGGACACAAUCCGUGGAACUGCAGCAGCUGCGACGUUAGUGCGAUGUCCCGCUGGCUGACAUCAAAAAACAUCGACGUCGUCGAUGUUGCGCCGGAGUGUUCGGGGCUCAACAGCGACAUCCGUAAGGUGGAGACUAUGGCCUGUUAA